CCGGCUAGUGUUGAGACCGUCGCCGCCGGGACAGCAGCGGCGCGCGCACCGCUCUUCGGCACCGUUAGCCGCGCGGCGGCCCGACUAACACAGAAACACACUAACAGCCUGCGCGGCGCCGCCGUGAGACAGCCCGGCUGCCGAGCCGCGCCGGCGCCGUCCGGCCCAGCACUCGACGAGCCGCCCGCCCUGGGCGUGUGUGCGCGUGAGCGCGUGUGUGGGUGACCCCGCGGUGCGCGUGCGACCCCUGGGUCCAAGGGUGAUCCAGGCGCACGAUGGCCGAUAAGCGCGGAAGUUACGACCUGGGCAAGAGCGAGCAGAUGAUGAAAACAUGGACGACUCUAAAGAAGGUCUCUUUAUAUUUAACGUCAAGACAAAAGUUCGAACUAUAUUGAUACCGGGCUCCCAAUGGGAGAAGCUGAGCUCCUCCAAGCGAACGCUGUCGGACAGCCGAAAGUAUGUGCUCUGUCCACACGGUGCUAAGCAGGUUUAUCGAUACACUCGUCAGUCUUUGUACGAUAUCUACGACGUCAGAAAUAACCGGCGUAUCCCUCUGACGCUGGGGGCGGCGGCGCCGCAGCAGCGGCUCCAGUACGCCACAUGGGUACCGGGCCGCGACAGCAUCGUAUUCGUCUUCGACAACAACAUCUACAUACGGCCACUCAUCACCAGUCCGGACGUCGUCCAGAUCACCAGCAACGGCGCCAACAACAUUAUCUACAACGGCAUCCCCGACUGGGUGUACGAAGAGGAAGUAAUUGGCGACGACCACACGAUGUGGUUCAGCAAGGACGGCAAAAUGAUGGCCUAUGCGUCAUUCAACGACACCGAGGUGGACAUCAUGCCGAUACAGAUGUACGGGAGGGCGGGCAAGCUGGACUUCCAGUACCCCGUCACCAUUCCGCUGCGUUAUCCCAAGCCGGGCCGCAAGAACCCCACGGUAUCCGCCUACAUAGUGGACCUGGACCGCGCUAUUGCCAAGAAGCCGGCGGUCAAACUGGUGCCCCCUCCAACUGAGUUUGUCAGCAGGGAGCACUACCUGACGCGGGCGGCGUGGAUGGAUAACUCCUCCCUGACGCUGACGUGGAUGAAUCGCCACCAGAACCACACUAUCAUCUCGCUGUUCGACGCAGCUAGUUCGCAGAUGUCCAAGCUCCUGGAUCAGCCGAACCCAGACAAGGCGUGGAACGAGAUCGAGGAGGCGCCCAUCUGGUCGGACGACCGCUCGUCGUACAUCACCCUGCUGCCCAAGCUGGAGGGCUCGGCCGGACACUUCAAGCACAUCUUCAUGGUGUGGAGGAACGGGCUGGCGCGCGUGCCCAUUACCUCCGGCCUGCUCACCGUCACCGAGAUCCUGCACUGGGACCAGCCCAACAAGCUGAUAUACUUCAUGGCGGCGCCGGCGAACGAGGCCAGCCAGCGCCACCUGUACACCGUCACCGACAUCAAGGCGACGCGCUCCAACGUGAUGACGUGCGUCACGUGCAACACCACCUCGCAGGGCAGCCACCCUUGCACCAAGAACAGCGUCGACUUCAGCACGGGCGGCAGCCACUACGUGUGGACGUGCCAGGGUCCGAGCACGGUUCCACGCGUCACGCUCCACCGCACCGACACCGGCGCCCAGCUGAUGUUGAUCGCCGACAACAGGGCACUCACCAAGGAGAUGGCCGGCAAGGUGCUGCCCCAGGAGAUGCGUCUGACUCUGGACGUGGCGGACGGCUUCAAGGCGAGGGUGCGCAUGAAGCUGCCGCCCGGCCUCGUGGAAAAUUCUGCCAAGAAGUACCCGAUGCUAGUCUAUACGUACGGCGGGCCGAAGAGCCAGGUGAUCGGCGACAGCUGGGGCGUGGCCUGGGACGACCACCUGGUGACCGAGCGCGACAUCAUCUACGUCAACAUCGACGGCCGCGGCUCCGGCUACGGCGGCGACAAGCUGCUCCACUCCAUCUACUACCGCAUGGGCACCGUCGAGGUCGAGGACCAGAUCGCGGUGGCCCGGAAGCUGUUGGACCUGUACAAGUUCAUCGACGCCAACCGGACGGCGAUCUGGGGCUGGUCGUACGGCGGCUACGUCACGGCCCGCGUCAUGGCCACCGACACCGACCAGGUGUUCAAGUGCGGCAUGUCCGUGGCGCCCGUCACCAACUGGAUCUACUAUGACACCAUCUACACGGAGCGGUACAUGGGUCUGCCGACGCCGGAGGAUAACGCCCGAGGCUACGCCGCCGGCGACGUGUCCGGCAACGUGCAGAACUUCCGCAACAAGCAGUACCUGCUGAUCCACGGCACGGCCGACGACAACGUACACUACCAGCAGUCCAUGAUGCUGUCGCGCUCGCUGGAGCUGGCCGACAUCUUCUUCAUGCAGCAGACGUAUCCGGACGAGAACCACGCCCUGGGGGGCAUCCGGCGUCACCACUACCACACGAUGGAGCACUUCUUGGAGACCUGCUUCCAGCUGCCGCACAUGCCGUUCGGACGCCCGGCUGCGGCGACGGGCCGCAGGGCGGCGUGAGCCGCCCCCAUCUAGACCAUUCCGGGCGCCCGCGGUGCCCUCGGUGUGCGCGUGUGGAUGUCUCCCAGUGCUGUCCAGCGGUCUGACGAGGCCGGGCAAGACUGCCCGCACUGCGCUGACAGCGACCACGUGGCCAAAGUGAACGGUGUUGGUGUCCUGUGGCCGGCUGGGGCGGAGCCCGAGCGUAGUCUGUGACUUUGAACGUGCGGACGGACGCUGGACCAUUCCGCCGGUCCGCCGGACUCGACGGCGGACCGGCCGGCGGUCCGCGGUCCGAAGCCCGCGUCCCAGGGCCGCCGCCGGGUCCGAUCUGGCGGCCCGCCGCGGAUCUGGCAGCCCGACGGUGCCGUGUGGCGCGGGCUGAGCCGCCGCUGUCCGCCGCUGAGCGGGACUGGUGGCUGGCUCCCGGCUGACUUACCUAGCUGGUGAUGCCAAUUAGAGGAUCAAAUCGUGGCGGAAAUUCUGCAGGGACGGCGUGGAACACCCUUGAAGCGGCGGAAUUAUGGAUCUUGAUACCUUACUACGCUUUGACAGAUCUGAUGCACUGUUCCCAAUACACAUUUUACGGACCUUAUGUCAGUGAUGCAGUCAAAACGUUCUUGCCAAGACAUGACUGAGCAAAUGUAUUAUCGACCUGUUCGUGACCUAUAAACUGGUUUACGCAGGAGUACUUCUACCGUGUGGGCAGAAUUUAGGUGGGUGGAUCGGAGCUACGCAAAUGUUCUCUGUGAAGGUCGUCUCGCCUCGCUGCCCGGGGCUUGGGCCAAGCUAUUUUUUACGCUACAGCUGAAAGCCAUUACAGGCAGCGUGAAUCGUACAGCAACGUAGCCUCUAACCCGUUGGAAUCUCUCCUUCCUCUCGUCUGCCCAGAACAAAAACACGCUUCAUUGCGUGUUCGCCGCGAGGUCACUGGGCCUGUGCACCCGCUGUGGUUUACGGAAUGUACUGAUUCAUGAAAUUUUUCUGCAACGGGAUUUCGCGACAUUCGGAGGAUCGCAGUCGGCGACGACGAUGUCCUUCGGCAGACGCUUGUCCUCUUGCGGUGACGUUUAUGAAGUUGGCAUGCUUUGUCCGCGUGUAAGAAUGUCAUUUAUUUGUGGUUUGUGCGUGCCGGCUGACAGGGUUUCAAUCGGGAAUCCCAUUCCAAUCAGUGUUCGGUGUUUCGUAUGGUGUCCCUUACCGCGAAUGCCGCGUCACAAACAUUCCAUUCCGAGCGCACUGUACGGCCAGUGGUCGGCAUGUUGUGUCCGCUUCUCCGAGUGCCCCGCUGGGUGGGAGGCUGCGGCCGGAUGAGUGUCAGGGGCCGCGGCAGCAGGCCGGGAGGCCGGCCGACAACAUGCCAAGCAUGCUCUGCAGGACGAUCCGCCGCGGUGUUCCGUUACAAAUGGUCUGGGGUUCAGACGAAGGUGUCGUGGUAACUGCUGAGGCGCUGCGGCGAAGUGAUGGGAUGGUGCGCCGCGUGAGGCGCCAUGUCUGCAGCUCGUCACCAGACGUUAGCAUGACCUGCCCCAAGGGCUUGUUGCCAGUCCGUGGUUAUCAAGCGUCGCACGUGCACAGCCGGGUUAAAAUCAUGCCGUACCGCAAUUUGUUUGAAAGCUGUGGUUGAUUCACAUCCUGCGAUGAAAAGGCGCCGCUCCUCAGGCGAAGUACCGACCGAACUGUCAGACAGCUACCCAGCGACAAUGGAGACAACCGUUAACGCUGUAGCCAGCAACAUGCCAUUUUGAUACCACAGUCGCUUGCGUGCACGACGAUGAUAGGAUUGUUCUCAAUGUGUUUUUAUUGUGCAUUGUACGUAUAAAAUGUGUGAUCCUGGCUCUGAUAAUAUAUAUCUAUGGGAAUGAG
Molecule: messenger RNA, 4360 nt
Organism: Pollicipes pollicipes
Lineage: Eukaryota; Metazoa; Arthropoda; Thecostraca; Pollicipedomorpha; Pollicipedidae
Product: venom dipeptidyl peptidase 4
Biological process (GO): proteolysis
Cellular component (GO): plasma membrane
Molecular function (GO): dipeptidyl-peptidase activity; serine-type peptidase activity
Source: RefSeq, a predicted model, not a curated record